This is a messenger RNA of Babesia bigemina, 1119 nucleotides long. RefSeq lists its product as hypothetical. The coding region runs from base 1 to 1119 and encodes 372 amino acids. Gene Ontology annotation, cellular component: cytoplasmic exosome (RNase complex); nuclear exosome (RNase complex). Lineage: Eukaryota; Apicomplexa; Aconoidasida; Piroplasmida; Babesiidae. The record is from RefSeq and is a predicted model, not a curated record. Gene Ontology annotation, biological process: U1 snRNA 3'-end processing; nuclear polyadenylation-dependent rRNA catabolic process; exonucleolytic trimming to generate mature 3'-end of 5.8S rRNA from tricistronic rRNA transcript (SSU-rRNA, 5.8S rRNA, LSU-rRNA). The transcript has 2 exons.
AUGUCUGGCGACCGUGAGCUUCCUUCUAACGCCAAGGCGUAUUCCAGCGAUGUGUACCGCCAGAUAGACCCCGUUGGGUUCUACGGCGAGUACAUCCGCCGCCAGGUCCGCCCGGACGGCCGGAAGCUCCGGGCGUUCCGCACGGUGGGUGUGUCGGACCUUCUAGAGGGCACGGCCGGCUCCGGGCGGCCCCUCGGCGACGGCGGCACCAUAACAGCGUCCGUCAGGCUGACGGCGGGCGAAACUCACGUGCAUUGCACCGUUAGGGCGGUGCCGGGGUACAGCGACGUGACCAUCCCCCUGGCGCCGGGCGGCGACAACGCGGUCUCUGUGGCCGUUGAGCUGCCGAAGCAGGUGCAGACGUACGUCUACGACGCCAACGGCAACAGCGCGAACGUCCACUUCUGCGUGUCGACGCUGCUGGAGACGGUGCUGAACUGCGAGGAGGUGGUUCCGACCAGGCAGCUGCGGUUCGCCGAGUUGCUGCGUGAGGAGGGCGCCGCCGCGCCUGACGCCGUUUGCGAGUACCUGGUGCGUCGAAGGUUCGGCUGGAAGCUGGAGCUGAACAUCCUGUGCGAGGAGUACGACGGCAACCUGCUGGACACCUCCGUGCUGGCCGCGUCCUUCGCGCUGAGGAAGGCGACGCUGCCCGUGGUGCUGCUGGACACCGCCGACCCGGCGAACCCGUACAGGCUGCUGGCGCUAGACCAGGGGAUACUGGAGCAAGCGAGUUGCGGAGAUGCUAAGGCUGUGGCGCUGCUCCGGAGCAACCGGCGCGCCAUUGAGAAGCAGCUGUCCGUGCAGCUGUCGGACGAAAGCAUGCUGGGCCAGCUUCUGGGGAGCUCGGCGCACCUCGGCAGGGCGCUGCAGCUGCUGGCCCUGCCCUUCACGGUCACCUUCCUGCGGUUCUCCGACGAGACCUUCUUCGUGGACCCUACCAGCGAGGAGGAGCGCCUGGGGACGUGCGUCAGCGUGUACUGCCUACGCGGCGCCGACGGGUCGUCGCGGUGCCAGCCGCUCAACCUGAUGUGCUGCCCCGGCGUCACGCCGGACGUCUACAGGUGCCUGCAGCAGGUGGCCACCGAUCUGAUCGACUGUAUCGCAAACACUGAGUUUUAA